Messenger RNA from Papaver somniferum (opium poppy), 813 nucleotides. RefSeq names its product protein DETOXIFICATION 33-like. The record is from RefSeq and is a predicted model, not a curated record. Gene Ontology annotation, cellular component: membrane. The transcript is spliced from 6 exons. The coding region runs from base 1 to 813 and encodes 270 amino acids. Lineage: Eukaryota; Viridiplantae; Streptophyta; Magnoliopsida; Ranunculales; Papaveraceae. Gene Ontology annotation, biological process: transmembrane transport. Gene Ontology annotation, molecular function: antiporter activity; xenobiotic transmembrane transporter activity.
AUGUAUGCAUUGAAUUCUCCUAUGCAAAGAUUUUUACAAGCUCAAAGUAAAGUAAUACCAUUGGCUUGGAUAUCAUUUCUAGUGUUAGUAAUUCACGUUCCAUUAAGUUGGUUUUGUGUUAUGAGAUGGGGUUUGGUUGGAGCAGCGGCUUCUUUGAAUUUUUCAUGGGUCUUGGUUGUCAUUCUUCAAUAUGCUUAUAUUGUCUCCAGAAGUUGCAAUGAUUGUUGGAGUGGGUUUUCAUGGUUGGCUUUUACUGAAUUGCUUGAUUUUCUAUGGUUAUCUCUGGCUUCAGCUGUCAUGCUCUGCUUGGAAUAUUGGACACUUAUGGUUUUGCUUGUAUUUGCGGGAGUACUUAAAAAUGCUGCAGUUAAAGUCGAUGCUGCUGCUAUCUGUUUGAACAUCGAAGGAUGGAUAUUUAUGUUUCCACUUGGGUAUCUUGUUGCUACCAGUGUAAGGGUCUCGAAUGCAUUGGGAUCAGGAAAUGCAGCAGCUGCAAAAUUCUCUGUUUGGGUUACUGUCUCAAAUGCUCUAGUUACACAGAGUGUUUUUGCUAUCUUGCUUUUCAUAACAAGAAAUGACUUCCCAAAACUCUUUACAGAUGAUAAGAUUGUUAUAAAAGAAGUUAGUGCCUUAGCCGUGUUUUUAUGCAUCUCAAUCUUACUAUGUGCCAUCCUGCCCGUUUUAUCAGGUAUGGCCAUUGGAGCUGGUUGGCAAGCUGUUGUAGCCUAUGUAAAUUCCAUAACCUACUAUCUCAUUGGGUUGCCCAUCGGCGUCUUUAUGGGAUUCAAAUUAGAUUGGGGUCUAGAGGUUUAG